AUGUUGGACGAAUUUUUGGACGAACUAAGAAGCCCAAUGGUGUUCGUUUAUGUGUCUGUGUUACUAACUUGGUGCAUGGCUAGUAGCUCACAGUUAGGUGAUUCUGUUGAGUUAGAAUUCAAGGCUUAUCGUUUGCAGCAAUAUGAUAUUGUUGGUACCCCUCAUGGUAGUCGUUCUUGGCAAGUAGUAUAUGAAGCCGUAUCAUUGGAUAGUAAUGUUCUUAGGCGUUGUUUGGUUGUAAACUGGCGCGAUUUAUUAGGUCGCGAUUUGCAAGCUUUGUUUAAACAGGCAUUUGGUGCAGCCCUUAUUGUGUUGCCAGCCGACUUAGAUACGUUGACACCUUCAACAAAGACGAAAUUGGCUUCAUUGGAAAAAAGUCUUCUCUAUUUAAAUACUGAUAUAGCCGUAUAUGUAGUACAACAACAACCGGAGUUGCAGGCCCUCAUCGCAGAAGUAACGGCAUUUUCGAAAAGGUCUCCGACUGCCGUCCAGCAGCUGCUGAAUGCAAUAAGUGCAAAUAUCUUCCAGUUUUCAUCAUCAGCAUCAGUUUCUAAUAAUAUUGUGGUACCAAAAUCAGCUAAUGUUAUAGGGCACCUUUGGUCAAGAGAUCGAAAUUCGCCAAUAAUUGUUGUAGCUGCACACUAUGACAGCCAUUCAGCAGUACCAGGAUUGGCAAUUGGUGCGGAUGCUAAUGGAAGUGGUGUAGCGGCACUACUCGAAUUAUUGGCUAUCUUCUCACGCUUCUAUGGUUCUAACACAAUGAAACCUAAGUACAGUAUGGUGUUUUUGCUCACUGCUGGUGGAAAGUUCAAUUAUCAAGGUAGUCGCCAGUGGUUGGAGGAACAUAUUGAUAAACAAACCGAAACAAACGUCGAGCUUGUCUUAUGUCUUGAUUCCGUUGGUAAAGAUAGCAGCCUUAUAGCGCAUGUAUCGAAAAUGCCUACUGAAACGUCUCCUGUUGGACGUUUUUUUCUGUUGCUGAAAGAUGCUACACCUCCAAAUCGAAGUAUUGAAAUUGUAUCGAAGAAAAUCAAUCUGAACGCUGAUGUGCUUGCAUGGGAACAUGAAAGAUUUUCAAUUCAGCGUUUGCCCGCUCUCACGCUUUCACAUUUUAAAUCACAUGCUGAUUCUGGUCGAAGUUCAUUUCUGGACACACCGUCACAAGUCAAGAUGGAUGUUUUGGAAGCAAACGUACGAACUAUCGGUGAAGCUCUUUUGAUUUAUGUGUUAAAUUUGUCAAACACAAAAUGUGCGCAUAAAGAAAAUAUUUCGAGUUGUUCAAUUUUGGCACCAGGAGACGUUAACAGAAAACGAUUAUCGAACUGGUUACAUCAAUUUGGAAGUAAAUCUCGUUCUUUGGCUGCUAACAACGAAUGGCUUGUUGCUAAUCUCAGAGAUACUGUAGUUAGAUACACUUCCGGACAAACUGUCGUGGAACCAGUUUCCCUAGCAGACUUAUCACUUUAUGGUAUACUCGAAGAUCGCUUAAUGGCACACCGAGCGAAACCAGCUGUCUUUGAGCUUUUGUUAGCAUCUGUUAUAACGCUUUAUUUAUCAGCGUUAUAUUUUGUUGCGCCGGUGUUGCAGACAUCCGUUGAAGCCGUGCUCGUUAAGCUUAAAAAAUUAUGA
Messenger RNA from Cercopithifilaria johnstoni, 1629 nucleotides. The record is from the annotation of a GenBank genome assembly. NCBI's taxonomy places the organism in Eukaryota, Metazoa, Nematoda, Chromadorea, Rhabditida, Onchocercidae.